AUUCACCACCAUCACCAUCAACCUCGUCUGGUCCAGCUGCUGAGGCGAUGGAUGUUCCCCUUGGCUCGUCGUCGACGCACAUCGCGCAAGCGGCUCAAGCAGAGGUACAGCCCUUCUUUCGGGCCAGGGUCUUCCCUCCCAGCUCCCUCAGCUCUGCUCCUUCCGACACCUUCGCCACUUCCUCCCUCUCCGCUCUGCGCAGCAGUCUUGCCUCGGCCUUCCAGGUAUUCCUUCGCAAGCCCCUGCCAUCGGGCCUCGAUCGCUAUGUCUUCUAUCGAUCGAAUGUGACCUUCAGAGUAUCGCAAGGAUGGAAGUCAAAGGAUGGACAGACUGUCGUGCCUCCACACGUCCGCAUUGACCUCCAGACUGGAGGUGCCACCGAAGAUGAAUUUGCCCUGAUCCACUUCCUGAGACUGCACCAAAGAUCCAAUCAAAUACUGGAGGAGUGUUUCAUACAAGUUCAGGACGAAGAUGGUGAAUUCCUGCUCAUCGAGGCUGCAGAGGAGCUGCCGGAAUGGAUCGACCCCGAGAAUGCAGACGGUCGAGUCUGGCUGGCGAGGGAGCAGCUGCAGCUCAUCGGUCCAGGUCGCGAAGGCCAGAACGGCGCUUCCGGUCAUGGUAGCAUUCUUCCGAUCAAAAACCUGCGCAAUGCUCUGACGGCUCUUGCUCAACGGUCAGAGACAUUGCAGUUCUCGCAGUCUCUCAAUGACGCUGCCUUCUCUCGCCUCUCCUCUUAUCCCGGGACGGAAUGGGUAGAUACAGCUCAACACCGCACAACAGCCUUCCUGUCAUCUUCGUCCGUUGCUCAGGUACUGCAGCGGCAAUGUCAGCUCAUCGCUCGAGCUGGACAGGCUUUCCUCGGUCGAGACUCACGGGACAUGAGGGUAGCCAGCAAGAUGCAGACUUUCGGUCCUACCGUGGGUAUCACUGAAGCUGGUCCUACUUCUUCGGCCUCAAAACCAGGCCUUCUGGUACCUCUAUCCCUGCCGCGACGGCUGUAUAUCCAGCUGCUGUCCGUGCGCUUCCUGCCCCCCAAGUCCUUUUCCUCACCUUAUCGUGAACGGAUCAGUCAGUAUUAUGAAGAUCUCGAUUCUGUGCAGGCCGCGGGUCCCGGACUCUCCGCAGCUUCGAAGGCUCAGCAAGAGAGAUUGGACGAGGGCAGGAGGUGGGAUCUUGGCUGUAAGCUGUCCGUUGGCCUUGAGAUGGCUUACUGGAAUGAUCGGGAGAGGUUCGCAUCUCAGAGACGCAGCCGAGCAGGAUUGUUCGACACGAGCCAGCCUGCCGAUCGUCAGCAGCUGGAUCCUCGUUCAGACCCUGGGUACGAGCACUUUAUCAACAAGCUCGAAAGGCUGGGUUACUUUCAGAACGAAGUCAGGGACAGUCAGAAGUGGAAAGAGCUGGAGGCCACAGCCGUGUCAGACUGGUGGAAAACGAGGUCGUCUGGAGUCCCCGACACUGCAAGCGAUGAUCAGGGUGACGACGCAGGGACAGAGGAUCUAGAAUGGGUCGAGUCGAUCAGGGACGUACUGGCCACCUCCAAUGCAGGCACUGUUGCCUCUUUAAAUCCAUCUGGCUUGGCGUCCAUCCUCUCUCAGGAGCAAAGCGACUCAUGGCUCUAUGAGACUGGCGAUUCUUUUCUUGAUGGAGAUCAGUCAUCGGUUGGCGACGGUCAAGAAGCUGCUGAGCGAGAAGCGACACAGAAGCUCUCGGACUUUGCCGCACGAGUGGAGAAGUUCAUCGAAGGCAAAGGCGCCGUCGAGGGAGCUGUCAUCGACGAGUCUGAAGACAGUGGAGAAAGUUCAGACGAUGAGGAAGAGGCUGACAUGGAUCUGGAUGGAGAAGUGCAGCAAGACGAAGACGACGAGACAGUCAUCCUAGAAGCUCGAAGGAGGCUAGGCGAGCUCAGCGCCGAGGCGCGAGCUGACAGGCUCAAGGCGCUCUUGCCUGGUCUUGGUGAACAGGUCGCUUGGCAGACUGAUGACGACGUCAGUGCCAGGCAGGCACUCGACGAACAGCUGAAGGCGAUGGCUGAGGAGCCAUCUCAGCCUGCCGCGCCAGUGGACGUAAGGGCAAACCCGCCGAGAGACGCCGCCAGCGGUCGUGUUGUCAAUGCAAAGGAAGCGACUCUCCUCACGAAGAAGAAGGCAUCCCAAACGGCCGCUCUCUCCUCCAGCGAUCUGCGGGACAGUCUUCAGGCCCAAGCAAAGGCCUAUCGCUCCUCCACCAUCUCUUCCCACUUUGACGGCGCUGAGUCCUGGCAACUAGAAGAUUCAGACAAUGACUCUGAGGCGGGUCUCGAUGAGAACGGUCGACCAGAGACAAAGGAGCAGAGGCGAGAGCGAGCUCGUGUGCUUGAUUUAGACCCUAGCGAUGACGAGAAGGAAGACGAGGCAGAAGAGCCUGCAGGGGAGAUGGAGGAGAUUGAUGCGGAAAAAGAUGAGGAGGAGGAGAUGGAAGAAUUCGUCGACUUUGCUCGCAAGGAGCUGGGGCUCAGCGAAGAGCAGCUCUCAAAGAUCAUGAAGGAGAGAAAGGAUAACGGUAGAUGGGUACCGGGCAAGGAACAGACGACACCGCUUCCAGCUCAGGCGGCGCCGACGAGAAGCAACACCGCUGCUCCUCCGGCUCCUUCUUCGAGCUUCGGCAAAGGCUUCAAACAAGGCUUUCUCAGUCGCCCUUCCGCCGCUCCCACCCCCGAUUCUGUGUCGAAAGCCAAAUCAGUCUCUUUUGUCGACACAACAGAGCCGGCUCGUAGCACUUCUAACCCUGUCGAACCCGCAGCAGCUACCUCUCCCACCACCAACUCAACUUCAGGCGUCCGCAACUCCUCUCUCAACUCCUUUGAUACGCUCAUGGGCGCAAUGGACUCGGCCCUGGACGCGCACCGUCGCUCUAAGGGGCUUCCGCCGCUUAACCGAGAGGAGACGUAUGGUGGGGAAGUGCGUGCGGAGGACUGGGCUUUGAGGAGGCCUGGUGGGGCGAGUUUGGGGAGCUUGAUGAAGAAAGAGGAGGAGGAGAGGGAGAGAAACGAGGGAAAUGAGGCCGCGAGCGAGGCAAAGGCACAGCAAAAUGGCAAGGUAAAGGGCGAGGACGACGCUCAGACCCCUUCGCAAGGUGAAAUGGGCGGUGCUCCUAUCCUCAGCGCGCACGAACAGGUCGCUCUCACCGGCUCAAGCAUGGACGAGGACGUGGACGAGGAAGAAGAGGAAGAGGAGCCCCUCUCGGCAAAAGACACUGCUCUCCUCGAUCGUCUCCUCAAGGAGCAAAAUCAGGGUCCACCUUCCUUCACUGAACUAGUCGAUUCUGCUGGACUGCGUGCGCCCAAUAACGGCAAUGGAAUCGGGCAGUCCAGUAAGGGCGUUGCGCCCAAGAUCAGUGAGAUCUCUGCUGAUCUCCAAGACGAAGAAGGCGACGAGGAUGAGGACGGGGAUGAAGAGAUGCUACCCGACCUCGCCAUCGAGGGCGACGCCGAUGACGCCGAAGAAGGCAACGGAGCCGCCGUUUCGAAUCUGCUCGAGUCAUGGCGAGCUCAAGGCGGUGCGGCGGGACCUAUGGGCACCUUAGCUGGCGGUAUGGGCUUUGGGUCUCGGGCGCCUAGAUGAGUGGGUGUGGAUUCGCACAGAGGGGAAGGACGAAGUUCUGCGCUAAGGAGUGCAAGGUAGCCAGAUGAAUAGAUGCGUGCAUAGCAGGAGCAUAAGAUUCGAAACGCAAUGUAUGUAACUAUAGUACAAUUGAGAAGUCAUUAU
Microstroma glucosiphilum is the source of this 3743-nucleotide messenger RNA. Its product is annotated as SGT1-domain-containing protein. The record is from RefSeq and is a predicted model, not a curated record. Lineage: Eukaryota; Fungi; Basidiomycota; Exobasidiomycetes; Microstromatales; Microstromataceae. The transcript has a single exon. The coding region runs from base 48 to 3599 and encodes 1183 amino acids. Gene Ontology annotation, cellular component: nucleus.